AUGUCUGUAUCGUCACGAAGAAAGGCUCUCAAGGAGUUUUACCGAUUGCAGGAGCAAACGCAGCAGCAGCUGGAGAAUGCACAUUUGAACCACGAGGAAACAGCCGAGGAGCCAGAGAUCACUUUAGAGAAUGUGGACGAAUUCAUCAAAAACAGCGACUUCAAGAAGCUCCUUGAGACAGAAAACAAAAUCACCGAGGAGCUGAACUCGAACCAGGCGGAGAUCAAGUCGAUCAUCUACAACAACUACUACGAGCUGAUCAAAAUCAACGAUGUGCUAAUGGACCUCAAGUCCUGGAACAACGAAGACGACGGCGUGGUGGAGAACCUACAAAAGAUCCGCAGCAAAGUCCAAUCGCUCAGGGCCCAGGACUUCCACCUGCUGCCCGAGCCGGUGGAGGUGAAGGGAGAGAAAAUAAGCAAGAGCAUCAACAAACUGUUGCUGGACAACAAGAUCGACAAGAAGACGGUGGACGCCAUCGACGAGUCGCUGCCGGAGCUGAGCGGCGAGAGCCUGCUGCUGCAAAUGAACGAGCUAAAGAACAAGUAG
This is a messenger RNA of Ogataea angusta, 549 nucleotides long. RefSeq lists its product as uncharacterized. NCBI's taxonomy places the organism in Eukaryota, Fungi, Ascomycota, Pichiomycetes, Pichiales, Pichiaceae. The transcript has a single exon. The record is from RefSeq and is a predicted model, not a curated record. Bases 1 to 549 code for a protein of 182 amino acids.